ACGCCCUGAGCUACUCCACCAGGCUCAAGAGCUCUCGACUCGACCAGCAGCAGACUUAAACCAGUCAUCUAGAAAGGUGACAAAAUGAGCGGAAGAGGCAAGGGAGGAAAAGGACUCGGUAAAGGAGGCGCCAAGCGUCACCGUAAAGUCCUCCGUGAUAACAUCCAGGGAAUCACCAAGCCCGCUAUCCGCCGUCUGGCUCGCCGCGGUGGAGUCAAGCGUAUCUCCGGUCUCAUCUACGAGGAGACCCGCGGAGUCUUGAAGGUUUUCCUGGAGAACGUCAUCCGUGACGCCGUCACCUACACCGAGCACGCCAAGAGGAAGACCGUCACCGCCAUGGAUGUGGUGUAUGCUCUCAAGAGGCAGGGCCGCACUCUGUACGGCUUCGGAGGCUAAACUGCUGCGUCCUCAAAUUUAAACAACCAAAGGUCCUUUUAAGGGCUGCACACACUUCUUUUGAAGAGUUGGUUUUUCUGACCGCUAUUUUAACGCCUCAAGCAGUCAAUGCUUUAAUGUCGGGCAUAAGUCCAUGGCCGGGCCACUAGUGAGCAAAUCAAUCUUUAGAGUGAUUACUGCUUGGAAUAAUGUCUAGAUUUGAUAUACAUCACAUGACGUUCUAGAUUUGUGUUGUGGAAUCCGCAGUAAUGCACAUGCUGGUUCAGUUUGAUCAUUUGAAGUUUUACACAUUAGUUGUGCUUUAUUACCACAAAAUCCCCGUCUGGUACUAUUAAAUGACUGGGGAGACCAGUGCUGUAAAUGGCUUCCUAGCCUGAUUUGUAGACGUUUGUAUUCUUAGAUACAAUGUGAUACAAGAAUUGCUGUGGAGGAAAAAAAACAACGUGC
Acanthopagrus latus (yellowfin seabream) is the source of this 843-nucleotide messenger RNA. RefSeq names its product histone H4. The record is from RefSeq and is a predicted model, not a curated record. Gene Ontology annotation, cellular component: nucleosome. NCBI's taxonomy places the organism in Eukaryota, Metazoa, Chordata, Actinopteri, Spariformes, Sparidae. The transcript has a single exon. Gene Ontology annotation, biological process: nucleosome assembly. Bases 85 to 396 code for a protein of 103 amino acids. Gene Ontology annotation, molecular function: structural constituent of chromatin; protein heterodimerization activity; DNA binding.